Paraglomus brasilianum is the source of this 2538-nucleotide messenger RNA. The record is from the annotation of a GenBank genome assembly. NCBI's taxonomy places the organism in Eukaryota, Fungi, Glomeromycota, Glomeromycetes, Paraglomerales, Paraglomeraceae.
AUGUCGUCAAAGACAGAUUCUUUACAAACACUUUCAUUCAUCGCUCACUCAAUUCGCUCAUUCCUCGUUUUCUUCGUUCUCUUAAUAUCUUCUACUUUAUGUUUACCAGUAAAUCCCAUUCUCCCAUCUGCACCUUGCUCUGUUGUGCACAAUGACUAUAUAUACACAUUUGAUGGAAUACAAGGCUUGGGAUCUGAAUCCCUACAGUGGACAUUAAGUAGAGCAAAAGGACCAUUUCGGAAUAACCAUAUUGAGUGGGAGCAUGUGCAUAGCGAUGGAAAAUUACAGAACGUGCUUUUUGCACAGUGUGUGAUGAUUGGUGCGGAAAUGAUUGUAGUUGGAGGAAUGAACAGUAAACGCGUAACGUUGAGCGAGAAAGUUAAUGAAGGGAAUGAAUUUGUUCCUAGAGUGCAGUUGUACAAUAUCGAGAGAGGUGAGUGGAGUAUUAUCAGAGAUGGAAGACUGCGAUUUGAUAGAAUGAAAGUCGGCGCUGUCAAUGAGACGGCCGUUGUGGCUAUUGAAGGGGUGGGCGGUGAGUAUUCUGCAGAGACAAGUAAUCAUAAUAGCAACUUCCUGAAUAAAGGUUUUAUAUGGAACCUGGAGGAUAAUAGGGUCGAGUUCAUCCCCCUUCAUAAUAUACCUUUAAUCUCGUUUGCUGGAUCAGUGGUGAUUGGAAAGUAUUUAUAUAUUAUUGGGGGAAUGAUAAGAUCAGAUACUGGAAGAAGUAAAGGAACAAGAGAUAUUUGGAAGUUCGAUCUCACUGAACAUGAGUGGACGUUAUCAGAUAUGUCGUUGGACGCUGAAUUUGUAACCAUCAUAGCAGUUGGUUAUAAGAACGAGAGUAUAUUUGUAUUACCCGGCCUCGAUUCUUUUGAACGCAUUUCAGAAGGUGGCUUGCGUAUCUUAGACAUAACCAGAAAUUCCACAACGAUCAUCAGCAAUCCAACACUUCCUCGGUGGGGACAUAGUAUGCUAGUACUUGGAGAUCAAUUGGUUAUUCACGGAGGUAUCUAUGAAAAUGGAGAUACUCUGUGUGACAUUCACAUACUCAAUAUACCGUCGCUGACACGGCAGAGAAACGCAAGAAUGAAAGCAAGGGAUAAUGUACCUCAGAACGCUGUCAACGAUAAUACGAUCCAAGUUACGGAAGUUAACCGAGGGAAAAAGGAUGAGACGUUGCUCGUUAUUGGUUUGACAGCGACGGGUGUGAUAGCAUUUUUAUGUCUUGCUAUGCGAAAAAAGAGAUUGUCAAUAAGAAAAUCAAAGGACAAGAACGACGUUGAACCUGGAGAUAUGUCCACUCAGGAUAUAAAUAGCUCAAAAAGCGGGUCGAGUGAACAAAAGGGCGAAUCCUCAAGUGCCUCCCGAAAUCGUCUACGCUCUUUAUUACGCCUAAUAUCAAAGCAAAAACGAUCAGAGUCCUCAACCAAUUCUAGGUCUUCAUCACCUGCCUCACCAUCUCAAUCGCCUGUCUCGUCAUCUCAGCCACUUGCAUCAUCUCAACCGUCUACCCCGCUUAUUGAGCCUACCUUGUCGUCUCCUAUUGCUACUUCAUCAUUUCAUGUUUUUCCUUUAUCACCUUAUCUUACUUCAUCGUCAUCUAAUUCUACUUCUUCGUAUGAUCUACAAGAUCACCUUCCACCCACCAUGCUUUCAAAACGACCGGUUGAGCUCAUAACAUCGUCUCGAGUUUCUCAUUUCCGGCUUCCUUCUCGUUUCGUAGCGCUUCAGAAGAAGAUAAUACAGCCUCACGUUAAUCAAUCUGUUUUCCCAAGGCUAUUCAUGCUAUUUCCUAAUCCGGGAGUCGAUCCAGAAGAUGUGUUCAAUCCAAAGAAAUGGAACACAGAGACAUUUGGCUUGUACCUUUUGUGUGAAGGAUUAUCGAAUGACAAUGAUGGUAUACAUAUGCCUGCAUUAGAUGAGGCAGGAUAUGGUCUUGAUGCUGAUCCGCUCGAGUUCAUUCGGUCAAUUGGUCCUUAUAUUUCCAUUAUAUCUGACCUGAUGGCAGCUAUUUUGUCAGCCGAUUUAUAUAACAAACAGAGAUCAGCAAAGCAUAAGCCUGUAGACGUAGGAUUUGAUCCAGCGUUAUUAAAUGAUCCUGAAGAAGACGAGAGUAGGAUGAAGAGAAAACAGAUAGACUUUUUUAAGCAGAUGAGCGAAAUGUUGGAAGAUUUGACUGGAGAAAAGAAACUCAAAGGAAAAAAGUAUCUGAAAACAUUAGAGGCCUGUCAGCUGCCUGCAUUUGAAGCUGUUGGGAAGCUCUUGAAAAUUGAAUGGAGAAAUCAUAAGACGAGUAACAAGGAGGAAAGUAAGAGAGAUGAUGUAGAAUAUGAAAAGGACAAUGAUUCGGAGAGUAAGAGGGAUAGGGAGAUUGAGAAGAAGGGUGAAAUCACAUAUAUGUGUGGAUUAUUCAAGGUGCGAGUAAGUACAAUGUUUGAUGACAUACCUGGGCAUUCAAAUGUUUCCAGAUGGGUCUGUGAAAAAUGCCGGUCGUUACACAUUUCACGUACCAGUAAACUUAAAUCACCUAAAAAAUAA